Molecule: messenger RNA, 498 nt
Organism: Durio zibethinus
Lineage: Eukaryota; Viridiplantae; Streptophyta; Magnoliopsida; Malvales; Malvaceae
Source: RefSeq, a predicted model, not a curated record
AUGCCAGGAGCUGGGAAAACAAGUGUCAAGCUUGUCACCAAUGAACUCUUAAAAGACACAAACCAGUUUAAUAUUGUUGUAUGGAUCACUGUAACAAGGAAAUGUGGUGUUAUUGAACUACAGAAUAAGAUUGCUCAGGCAAUUAGUGCUGUUAUUUCAGAAGAUGAAGAUGAAACAAUAAGAGAAGGGAUGUUACCUGAAAUAUUGGCUCAAAAGGGAAGGUAUGUGUUAAUCUUAGAUGAUGUGUUGGACAAUUUUUCUCUAGAGGAAGUUGGAAUUCCUGAGCCUACUGCAAGAGUUAUUCUUAGUCUAUCAGUUCCUUUGGUAUAUGAUAAGCCUCAGCACCACGUUGAUGAGAAGUUUUCUGUAGUGCACAAAAUCAUUCAAACACAAUACAGGAAAAUUGAUGAAACAGUACUAAGGAAGCUUCCAUUGCCCUCAAACAAGGAAGAGAAGAUGCUUGCCUUAUCCUUGCUUCACUUUAGAUUAAAUGACUAA